Molecule: messenger RNA, 1761 nt
Organism: Styela clava
Lineage: Eukaryota; Metazoa; Chordata; Ascidiacea; Stolidobranchia; Styelidae
Product: ADP-dependent glucokinase-like
Biological process (GO): glucose metabolic process
Cellular component (GO): endoplasmic reticulum
Molecular function (GO): ADP-specific glucokinase activity
Source: RefSeq, a predicted model, not a curated record
UACCGGUACCUGUUUUUACAGUUUUAGCUAGAUCUCUAAGGCACCAUAACUAUAAUCAUGCUUCCUGACAACUUAUCCGCUUUCAAAUAUGGCACUGCCACUGUGGUUCUGGCCAUUGCAUUCUUUGUUGCUCAUCAGCGAAGCUAUAUCAAUAAUGAACUGGAUGUAAAAGUGUUGAAUUCCCUUCGCAGAGCUGAGAGUAAAGUUUCACCUGGUCCUGCUAAAGUUGCAGUCGGGUUUGGUGCAUGUAUUGAUGUCUUUGUGGAUGCACUCCCUUUGUUCGAGAAGCUUGGAAUAAAACCACCAACAAAAUCAUCCCAUCAUGAAGUUAUUACAAAUUUUGACAACUUGGCUGAAGGUUUCGCAUAUUUCUUUCGGCAUGGUGCCGCAGCUGAGCGAUAUUUCAGCAAUUUGACACUUUUUGAUGAUAUUGUAAAGAUGGCACGGACAUUAGAAGGAGUUCGCAGUGAUCGUGGGGGUAAUGCUCCUGUUAUGGCACAUAGAUUGGCAAUGGAAGGUGCAGAUGUUAUGUUGGCUGCACCGACCAAUGAUGAAUUCAUGAAAAUGUUAUGGCCAGGAAUCAAAUCUACAGUCACUGAAAGCAAAGAUCCAGACAUUCAUCUUAUAAUGGAAUACAAAACUGGUGAUAAGUGGGGCCAAUACACAUCUGAAAGAGCAAACAGGUUUAUCAUCCAUUCUGACCAAUCUAAUCCCACACUGUCAUCAUUAGAGCCCCUGAUUGAACCAAUGAAAUCGUUCAAUCCAAAGCUCUUGGUGGUUGGUGGAUUGCAGAUGAUGGAUAACUUUCCCUUUCAAUCCGGUCAGCGUGAAAAAAGACUGACUGCUUUAAGGAAUUUGUUAAAGAACCCACCACCUGGAACAAAUCCACUAGUGCAUUUUGAACUUGCUUCAUUUGUCGAGGAGGAUCUUGUGUCUGAUUUAAUAAAUUAUGUGGCUCCGUAUGUUGAUUCAUUCGGAAUGAAUGAGCAAGAACUGCCUAAUUUGGAAAGUGCUUUGCGUUAUGGCAACAUCACAAUAUUGUCGGAAGCAUACCCAAGGGUUGCAUCAGUACUGGAUCAAAUGAGAACAGCCUAUAAGAUUUUGAGAAGAAAAUUUCAAAGAGUGUCUAGAAUACAUGUCCACACCCUCGCAUUUCAAGCCAUUAUGACACGCAAGGGGUCACAAUGGAAAAAUACAAUGUCAGCAGCUGCGCAUGCAUCACUGACUGCAAAUCGUCACGUAUGUGGCACCAAAGUCGUCAAUAUUUCAAAGUCAAAACUUCUGAUGGAUGACUCGUUUACAAAAACAUUACAUGAUGGAUCUACUAGAGUUUAUCUUGAGCCAGAGAGGCCUGUAUCUUGUUGGGAAGAAGUUUAUAAUCUUGUUCCUGGAAAGUAUGACACUGUCCAGAUCUGCAUUGCACCAAAUUUUGUUUGUACUGAAGUUUACCAAACUGUUGGUGGAGGGGACAACAUCUCCUCUGCUGGACUAGCAAUGCAAAUCUAAGUUUAAGGUGCUAACCCAUGUUCUCAACCAACUACUGUAUUAUUAUUUUAUCAACAAUGUAGAUCUUGUCAAAGUAUUGCUAUUCAAAUACUUUAUAUCAAUUUAUAUUUACAAAGUCUCGGCUGCUGAUGGAUGAAUCAUUCUCAAAGACUUUAGAAGAAGGUUCGACUCGUGUACCAUUAGAACCUGAUCGACCGGUAUCCUGCUGGGAUGAAAGCUACGACUUUGGAUCUGGGAAGUUGGACUUGGUCAGGA